AUGUACGGACCUCAAAGAAGUUUCGCCUACAUGGGUCUCGUGUUCAGUGGAAUCCACGAUUACACCUCCGAUCAGAGCGAUCUCGUUGUUCUCCUCAAGACAGAAAAAGUUAGUUUAAAUUGUUUAUUUUUCUAUUUUAAAAAUAGUAUUUGCAGGACACUGGCACAUUGAAACCGUACGUUUACGGUGUCACCAAGCAAGCAUUUCUUCCGCCAAACGUUGAAUACGACUUUCUGAAAGUCGAUAUUGCGAAGAAUCUUGAGUGAGGCUCGUUUAUUUUUUAUGCAGCGUUCAAAGUUUGAAAAAAACUCGGAUUCACGCGGGAUUUUGCUGAGAUUUUCGGAGUUUUUUUAAAACUCUGGAUGCAGCAUUCCAAACAAAUUUCAGUUUUUUGUAGGAGACGAUACGCUCUACCGCUCAAGUUUGGCGAUAUCAUCCAGUGGAAUGACGAUGAAUGUGAUCACUCGAAAAAAAUAGUUUAUUCUUUCUACCGUGAGAAGCCGUUGCACAGAGUUGACUCUGAUUCUCGCGGCUAUCUUUUAAGAGUUGGAGGAGUGAUCGAACCGAGCAAACCCACUUUGUUCUGGACCCAACUGGCGACAAUCCCCAUUCGUAAGCAUUCAGUGGUAAAUACUGGAUUAAAACGUUUUUCUUCCAGCAUUCGCUGAAGCGGCGAGAGCCGAGCCGAACGUUUACUUGUAUGCCUGGAUUAGAGUGGAAACAAGAAUGUCGUGCAGCACGGAUCCUGUCGAUAUCCAGUUUUCGUUCCAUAAGUUUGAUGAAUGCGAUGCCAGUGAUCAGGGUCGUGUUACUGAGGCGGUAAUAUUAUGAUUUGCUGCAACAAGACAAAACAUUUUCUAUUGUUUAGCCGUGGCACAAACUGUCGAUCGAAUCCAAAUUCACCGUCUGGGCCGCCGAGCCGUCCCCAAUCGACAGUGAUGACGAAAUUGCUCUCGAGCCCCCAGAAGGCAUUGUGAAACCGGAGACAAAAUGGGCUGAGGUACUUGCCGAGAGCCAUACCUUUUUCUCUGACUCCUGUUUUAACAGAAAAUCAGAAAGCAACUUGGCUUGUACGUGGGAGAGCGACUGCUUAUCUGCAAGGAACUUCCUCAGUACGAUUUUAUCAUUCCACUUCUCCCUCAGGUAGCGACGGACGAAUCGUCGGCGAUUUGUCCGACAAUCGGAGAAUACUACCACUUCAGUGCUGUCUGGUCAAACAAUCACCGUAGUUUCAUUGUCACUGAUAUAAUGACAGUCGUGAUGCUCAGAAGUCAUCCGGUCACUCCUAAUGGAAACGUUAGUAUUCUGGAUAUUUUCAGGAAUGAUGUUCCUGUGUUCAGCUCUGUGUUCGAGUUCAAUAUGCAGGCAAUCGGACAAGAGGACUAUUCAUUGAUUACGAAGAGACUCUCGGACUGAUGGACGAUCCAUUUCACUGCCUUUCGUUCUUCGAAUUCCAUCCAAUCAACUAUGGACAAAUGAGAGCAUCGGUGAAAUAGAAAACUACGCAUUUAUUACUUUUAUCAUACUUAUAUGUAUUUAGGUCGAAGUUCGCGCUGUACGAUCCACCGAGAACAGAUCGGUUCGGUACCGAAUUGUGCGAUUGAUUCAAGACGACGAACUGAUGUCCAGAUACCUGCUGUGGAUUCGAUCGAAUGAUGUUUACUUCAUUUUAUCCAGUUAACAGCUAAAUAUCGUUUUCAGAACAUGUUGGGACCAAUUGAGGGAGUCGUCAUCAACCGAGACACAGUCAUUGCGGCGAAACAUCCUAACGUCUACUUCCGGAUCCCAUCAACGACUCCUGAAGCUGAACGGCCACCCAUUGGAUCUGGCGUCCGAUUUAAUGCUAAGCGUCUGGCCGGAUUCCACAGUGAAGCUACUAUUACUGAGUUUCACAUCUUUCCGAAGAUGUCCGUGAAAAAAAUUGUUCAGAGACAAGACUUGGUGAGACCAAUCAGUUUCCAUUUUAGCCAAUACAAAUUUUCAGCGCUUUUUCCAAGUUUCCCUCAAAGCUCUGCCGGACCUAGAGCAACUCGCAAUUUGCGAUGAUUUCGGACCCGUUGAUACUCGCUGCACUAAUCACCCGGAAAAUAGUGGCGAAGAGUGAGAACGUCAAUUCUCUGCGUAAUUCCAACGAUGCCCUUCAGGUACCUGGCCUGGGUCAGAGAAUCGCCUAUGCGCGGAGACUGUCGCUUGGCGGCAACGUUCAUGGAAGUCUAUUCGGUUGCGACGAACCCUCCGAUCCUCCCAACGCAGGCAUCGAGCGUCAGUUCCAGAAGUAGCUCAUCUAGAAACUCUUACUCGGGUAGUUCGAAUGGAAGUUCAUCGCAGAGUUCGAGACAUUCCCGUCAAUCUUCUAUUUCUAUCACAUCAAGCGUAAGAACAAAUGUUACUAAGAUCAGCUAAUUCGUUGUUUCUAGAGGUUUAUCGGACCUGGAAGUCGCAAUCUGGCGUCGCGCAGAGCUCAACAAUCUGGCUCUUCUACUUCUUCCAAAUAA
Molecule: messenger RNA, 2495 nt
Organism: Caenorhabditis sp. 36 PRJEB53466
Lineage: Eukaryota; Metazoa; Nematoda; Chromadorea; Rhabditida; Rhabditidae
Source: the annotation of a GenBank genome assembly